This is a messenger RNA of Diaporthe amygdali, 1590 nucleotides long. RefSeq lists its product as uncharacterized. Gene Ontology annotation, biological process: regulation of adenylate cyclase activity; cytoskeleton organization. The coding region runs from base 1 to 1590 and encodes 529 amino acids. NCBI's taxonomy places the organism in Eukaryota, Fungi, Ascomycota, Sordariomycetes, Diaporthales, Diaporthaceae. The record is from RefSeq and is a predicted model, not a curated record. Gene Ontology annotation, molecular function: actin binding; adenylate cyclase binding. Gene Ontology annotation, cellular component: cytoplasm. The transcript has a single exon.
AUGGCCCCUGUCGUCGUCUCCUCCGACACAAAUCAACGGGUCACUAACCUGCUGCACAGGCUCGAGGCCGCCACCUCGCGCCUCGAGGACAUUGCCUCCUCAACCAUCGAAAUCCCCCAGGCCGUGCCCGCCCUCAAAGAGACCCUCGCCUCGCCUCCUCCCACCUCCAAGGCCAUACCCGAUGCGCCCUCCCAUGCGCCCUCGGCCUCCGACGAGCCUCUGCCCGAUUCGAUCGAGGACUUCGAUGCCUUCCUCAAGUCAUCCGUCGAGAACUACUCCAAGCUCAGCCAGGCCAUUGGUGGACUCAUCGCUGAGCAAGCUGCCAAGGUCGUCCAUGGCUUCCAGGAGGAGCGCAAGUUCCUCUUGAUAACAACAAAGGCCAAGAAGCCCAACAUGAGCAACGGCGAUGACAUGGCUGCGUACCAGACACUUCUCAAGCCCAUCAACGAGUCCCUCAUGGCUGUUGUGAAUAUUAAGGAAUCAAACAGAGGCUCACCCGUCUCUAACGAGCUCAAUGCGGUCGCUGAAGGCAUCAUGAUGUUGGCCUGGGUGACGGAUGAGGGCAAGCCGCACAAGCAUGUUGACAACACGCUGGGGUCUGCACAGUACUAUGGUAACCGAGUGAUUAAGGACAACAAGGAAAAGAACCCCCAGCAGGUCGCAUGGAUACAAGCCUUCCACCAGAUCUUCAAAGACCUGAGCGAAUAUAUCAAACAGUACUUCCCCUCUGGUAUCCCAUGGAACGCUCAGGGCGCACCUGUCCAGGAGGUGGUCAAGGCAGCUUCCACUUCUGCGGCGCCGGCUUCUGCGCCAGCACCUCCUCCACCAGCCGCCGGCGGCCCCCCGCCACCUCCGCCACCAGGGCCCCCACCAGUCCUCCAGAUCAACGAAAAGAAGGAAGCUCCCAAGGCGGCAGGUGGUCUUGACGCGGUGUUCUCAGAACUCAACAAGGGUGAGGCUGUCACCGCGGGCCUGCGCAAGGUGGAUAGGUCCCAAAUGACGCACAAGAACCCCUCGCUGCGCGCCAGCAGCACGGUUUCCGACACCAGGGGUAAGAGCCCUGCGCCAGGGAAGAAGCCGAAGCCAGAAAGCAUGCGGGCGAAGAAGCCGCCGGUCAAGACCUUCGAGGGCAACAAGUGGACGAUCGAGAACUUCGAGAAGGAGGCGAAUCCUAUCGAGAUCGAGGCCUCGCUGUCGCACUCGGUCCUGAUCAGCAGAUGCAACAACACGACGAUCAUUGUCAAGGGCAAGGCCAACGCCGUGUCGAUCGACAACUCAAACCGGCUCAACCUGAUUGUGGACACCCUAGUGUCCUCCGUCGACGUGGUCAAGUCCCAGAACUUUGCGCUGCAAGUACUGGGCACAAUCCCUACCGUCAUGAUGGACUCUAUUGAUGGCGCCCAGAUCUACUUCAGCAAGGAUAGCACGGCUACCAAGAUCAUCCACUCCAAGUCUGCGGGCAUCAACCUCAACGUUAUCUCUGGGCCGGACGAGGAUUACAUCGAGGUUCCCUUGCCCGGACAGAUCAGCUCGUACUACGACCCGGAGAAGCAGGCGCUUGUGGAUGAGAUUGUGUCUCAUGCUGGUUAG